This is a messenger RNA of Juglans regia (Persian walnut), 425 nucleotides long. RefSeq names its product ubiquitin-like protein 5. Gene Ontology annotation, biological process: protein modification process; mRNA splicing, via spliceosome. Gene Ontology annotation, molecular function: protein tag activity; protein binding. The transcript has a single exon. Gene Ontology annotation, cellular component: nucleus; cytoplasm. The record is from RefSeq and is a predicted model, not a curated record. Bases 92 to 313 code for a protein of 73 amino acids. Lineage: Eukaryota; Viridiplantae; Streptophyta; Magnoliopsida; Fagales; Juglandaceae.
AGAACCCAAAAAUACACGAGACAAGGGAAAAAAAGAAGAAAAGAUCCGAGGAGGCUUGAAGAUCAGCUUAGGGUUUGGAAGACAAGCGAAGAUGAUAGAGGUUGUGCUCAACGAUCGGCUCGGGAAGAAGGUCCGGGUCAAGUGCAACGAGGAUGACACCAUCGGCGACCUCAAGAAGCUGGUGGCGGCACAGACCGGCACCCGUUCCGAUAAGAUCCGCAUUCAGAAGUGGUACACCAUCUACAAGGACCACAUCACUCUCAAGGACUACGAAAUCCACGACGGCAUGGGCCUCGAGCUCUACUACAAUUGAAUUCCGCUACUCUUCCACUCUAUGGUAUCUCUCUCCUCUCUCUUAAUUGAUUUUCUGUUUGGUCAAUCUUUUUAGGCUAUGAAGUACUCCCUCUCCUUUAUCUAUGGUGGCG